CUACUUCUGUCGGCUACAAACAAUAAUGGCGUCGCACGGGGACGAUACAGGCGUCUCUUCUGGGGACCAAGCAGAGAGAAAACCUCCGGCGGUGUCCUUCGCUUUCACCAAAACAGUCAACAAAUUUAAACCGACGACUGGCGACGCUUUGACCAAGAAAGAGGACAAAGAUUACCUCACCGGCAUCGACAGAAAUGAACUACAAAGCUCAAAACCGUCUGAGAAGCCCAAAGAGCUCAUCAUCCCCCUGAUCCAGAAGAACCGCUGGCACAAACCGGACCGAGCGGGCCAGAGCGAGGCCAGUGGAGGCAAAACACAAGACACGACCCAAGACAGUGACUCUGUUGACUCCCAGGCUGUCAAAGAACUCAUUGAAGACUCCAGGAGGCAGCUGGAGGAGUGGCAGAAUGGGCCUCAGUCGGAGAGAAACCUCAACCUCAGCAUCCCCCUGUUGAUGCAGAACAAAGUGCCCGAUGGCUUCGAGGAUGGAGACCGUGUAAAAGUGGAUCUGCGGCCUGAAUCUUCAACAGAGGCAGAUUAUGAGACCGUUCCUGUUGAGGCUUAUGGACUCGCUAUGCUUAAAGGGAUGGGCUGGUCAAAAACCGAAGGCAUUGGACGCACCUUUAAACAAGACGUGAAGCCAAUAGAACACCAGCUCCGUCCAAAAGGCUUGGGUCUCGGAGCUGAUCGUUCAGCAAUAAAGGACCUGGAGCCCAGCAAACAUAAACGCCCCCCCAAGCCGGGCGAGGAGCGAGCCAAGGAGGAGGAACUAGUGAUGGGUCCAGGCGGCUGUGUGCUGGUGGAGUCAGGGGCACAUAAAGAACUGUAUGGCAAGAUUGAAGGCGUUGAUCCAGACAACGCUCGAGUUAUGGUGAAGCUGGCUAUUGGUGGCAAGACUGUGACAAUCAGCCAGUAUGCUAUUAAACUGGUUGGGCGAAAGGAAUACGACAAAAACAGCAAAGACAUCAGUCGCCUCAGUAAAGCCCACAAAGACAAGGAAAAGGAGAAGGAGAAAGAGCGGGAGAAGGAGCAACAGAGACGGGAGGACAGAGACAGGCGAAGUAAUGGGGACGAGGUAAAACACAAGUCCUCAGAAAGAGAUGAAGGAAAAGAUGAGAGGAAGAGGAAGCACAGAGAUUCGAGUCCAGACAGAGAGAAGCCCCCAGUGAAAGAGGCAAGACGACCGCCGGCUCCCCCGUCCUGGCUCCAGAGAGACUUGAAAGUUCGCUUUAUAGACAAAGCUUUCAAAGGGGGGAGGUACUACAACUCAAAGAUGCGCGUGGAGGAUGUCCUGACACCGACUACCUGUGUGUGUCGAACUGAAGAGGGAAGACUGUUAGAUGAUGUGAAGCAGACCAUGCUGGAAACCAUCGUUCCAAAAAGUGAAUAUGACUCUGUAAUGGUUGUACUGGGCGAGCACAGAGGACAGGUCGGCCGUAUUCUCCAACGGGACAAGAACAAGUGCAGAGCGAUGGUCCAGCUCGACCGCUUUGAGGAGAAAGUGUUCACUCUGGAGUAUGACUGUAUUUGUCACUAUGUAGGAGCAGUGGACCACUGAUCCACGUUUCUUUAUUCAAAUAUUCCUGUUUCUUUUUCGCCCCAUCUGAAACCUCGUUUUUGUAAUAUUCAGAAAUAAUGGAUUUCUUAAGAUUUUAGAGAAUUGCAAUUUUGUAAUAAAACAUUGUCAAGA
This is a messenger RNA of Dicentrarchus labrax (European seabass), 1690 nucleotides long. It is a transcript of the gene gpkow, whose product is annotated as G patch domain and KOW motifs. The transcript is spliced from 11 exons. Lineage: Eukaryota; Metazoa; Chordata; Actinopteri; Moronidae. Gene Ontology annotation, cellular component: spliceosomal complex. Gene Ontology annotation, biological process: mRNA splicing, via spliceosome. The record is from RefSeq and is a predicted model, not a curated record. Gene Ontology annotation, molecular function: nucleic acid binding. Bases 26 to 1558 code for a protein of 510 amino acids.